CGUCGAUGGCAGUUGCAUCCACGUUCUCGAGGGCAAACAAACGUUCAAAAAAGUUUGAAACAAGACGUUGCAGCCCCGCGGACACAAAGCCUUCGAAUUCCAGCUAAUAUUCCGGGAAAAAAGUGGAAACUCGCGAGUGUCAAAGUCAAUAGUCGGAGGGGCCAGAGUUUCGUGCGACUGCGGGCGUGUAGCUGAUGCCCCAUGAAUCUGGUACAGACCUGUCAAGUCGAGAAAAAGCAGGGACGACUCGAAAGGUUAUAUACACUCACAUGAGACAUCCAAACGCUUUUUGCAUGCCCUUUUACUGGAUUUUUUCGUAAAGCUUAACUCGGUUAGAUACAUAAUGUCUCAAAGCAAUGCUGAGCAAACUGCGAGACAGCAGCACGGAUUUUGUAACGCUAUUUUCUCGACCUCGCCGGUCAACUUCAAUAAAGAGAACAAACCCCCUUCUAGGACAGUUGGUGCAACGUCCACUUCAACCAGCUCGAAUAGAGGUUCUCCAUCAUGCAAAAGAAACCUGAUCAACUAUUUGCCACAUAGCAAAGCCAGCGAACAAAGUACUAAAAAUGUAAUACAGAAACCUACCAGGACGCCGAAGAAGGUUGCUCAAAACCUUCUGAGAUCACAAUCCGAGACCAUGUUGCAAAACAAAGAGCAGAGUGCGUUGCAGUCGUCUGCAUCUAAGUUUCCUUCUGAGGAAAAAUUAAGAGUGAUCAAUAAGAAUGCGGCGAAUCCUAGGCUUUCUGGAGACAAGACUCCUGUCACUCAUUUCUGCACGCCCAAAAAUCCAAGGUCUGGGGCUAACUCGGCACGCAAACCUGGGAAGCGCUUUUUUAGUGACAAUGCUUUGCCGCAAACUCCAGACUGCUACAAUUCCGUGCAUCUGGAGACACCAAGAGCAAAGACUGACAAUGGAAUUGACGAACAAACUGUAUUAGAAGGAGAGAGUAGUAAUUUAACUGUAGGAGUUAGAGUAAGGCCAUUAAGUUUUAAGGAACAAACCGAACCAAAGAUAACGUCUAUUGUUGAAGUUACUGGUCAAAACAUAGUAGUUGACUGUGAUACGUCCCAACAUACUUUUAUGUAUGAUCAUUGUUUCAUUUCUCACAAUGAUCAUCUAAAUCCUGGUCAUGCCAGUCAAGAAACAGUAUUCAAUAGCAUAGGUCUUCCUUUGGUUCAAAACGCUUUCGAAGGGUAUAAUGUGUGUCUCUUUGCAUAUGGUCAGACUGGAUCCGGAAAAAGUUAUAGUAUGAUGGGAGCAGAACCCUCCCAGCCAAAUUCUACGGAAAUAAAUCCAGAUGCUGGUAUCAUUCCACGUUUUUGCCAUGAAAUUUUUACACGCAUAUCGCUGGAUCAUAAAAAUAAUAUUACUGUUGAAAUAAGUUAUUUUGAAAUCUAUAAUGAAAAGAUUCACGACCUGCUCAUUAGUAAUAAUAAUGGCAGCAAGAGAGCGCCAUUAAAAGUACGCGAACAUCCCGUACUUGGACCAUACAUUGUAGAUUUGAGCCAACAUACUGUGCAAAGUUAUGAAGACCUAAAGACAUGGUUAAAAGUUGGAAAUUCUCAAAGAGCUACUGCAGCAACAGGGAUGAAUGAGAAAAGUUCCAGAUCCCAUAGUAUUUUUAGUAUAAUUUUAACUCAAACCCAGUCUAAGGCACCAUCGAAAGCUAAGCAAGGGGAUGAUAGUCGACGAAGCAAAAUAAAUUUGGUCGAUCUUGCUGGAAGUGAAAGACUGAGCAAUACAGGUGCCUGUGGUGACAGAUUAAGAGAAGGUGUGUCUAUAAAUAAGUCGCUUCUUACAUUGGGAAAAGUUAUUGGAUCUCUAGCAGAGAGUACAAACGAGCGGAAACGAGGUUUCGUCCCUUAUCGAGAAUCUGUUUUAACUUGGCUUUUAAAGGAAAGCUUGGGUGGUAAUUCGAGAACAGCGAUGCUGGGCACCAUAUCUCCCGCCAAUAUCCACCUGGAGGAGACUUUAGCGACGUUGCGCUACGCCUGUCAGGCUAGAGCCAUAGUCAACAGAGUGAGGAUCAACGAAGAUCCUCAAGACAGACUGAUAAGGCAAUUAAAGGCAGAAAUAACUCGAUUAAGAGAUGUAUGCGAGAAACAACUGAGACUAACUCCUCGCAACUUGUUGGACACAAUUGAAGUAUCAUCUGACAAUUCCGAUGAGGUUGUGAACAAGCAACGGGAGAUUAACCGACUAAAGGACCAGCUGAAGAAAAUGGAAGAACUGCUUCUCGCCACGCAAAAAUCCUGGGAGGAGAAGCUGCGAGAAGCCCAGGAGAAGAAGAAUACCGAGUUGACUUAUCUGCGACGCUGUGGUAUCGCCAUCGAGCUAGACUUCAAGGAGAAACCUCGGGAGCCGUGUCUUGUCAAUCUUGCCGCUGAUCCUAUGCUGUCUGGUACACUCUUGUAUCUAAUUCCUCCAGGUAGUGUUCGUGUGGGCAGAGCGCCAAGGCCCGGUACUCCUUCAAAGAAGGUCGACAUCGUGCUGGACGGGCCGCUGAUAAAGAAACUUCACUGCACCAUUGAGAAUAAUCACGGGAAGUUAACUUUCUAUCCAGAAAAGGAUGGAGAAAAUUACGUAAAUGGAGAGUUGGUUCGCGGUAGAGUCAAGUUAAAGCAUGGAGAUAGAUUGGUUAUUGGAGGAAACCAUUACUUUAAAGUUUGCAUUCCACAUGAUGAUCCAGAAACUGCUCAGAUGUCUGUUCAACCAAUAGAUUUCGACUAUGCUUAUCAAGAAGUCCUUCGUAUUCAAGAAGAAAAGUUGAGAGCUGAACUAGAAGAGUCGAAACAAAAAGCCAUGAAAGAAUUGGAGAACGCAAAGCGUGAGGUAGAAAUGCAAUUGGACUCUCAAAAAUCCGCUUACGAAACUGAAAUACAGCGGUUGGGUUCAAAUCUCGAAGAGCAUAAACUUGCAUUAGAAGAAAUGAAUCGCAAGAAGAAAGAGCUUGAACUCGAAAAAUUGCUCCUCGCAAGUGAAAUCGAAACUAAUAACAAGUUAAGAAGACUUGAAAUCGAAGAUUCUGGAAUAAGUGUUUCGCCGUAUAAAUCGAAUUUUCUCCAAGAACUCGAAGAAAUACUCAAUGGAACUACCGCUGACGCCGAAACUGCCUUGACCGUUAAGACUAGCAUUGAUGCUAUGAAAACAGGAGGAGUUAGCCUUCACGAGAUACAAUUAUUAGUCAGAGAAGCUACAGAGAGAUGCAGGGAUGUCGGCGUUAACUAUGAAUUUCAUCAGCAGCAAAUAGUAGUAGAUAAAGGCCUACAACCUGUAAUUCGUGUGCGAGACAAAGAUAACAUGGUUGAAAGUCUUUGGCAACCUUUGCGUUUUCUCGACUGGAUUCAUCGAUUGCGAGAUCACGAGCUUGAGAAUUCUAUAAAAGAGCUGCAAGAUUCCGAAGACAAAUGGGACCCAUUUGAGGACAGUGAUAUCGUACCAGAUUCACUGUACUCCAGCCGAAUAUCGAUAAAUAUGACACCUGUAAAAAAGCAACUCAACGAAAGUUUGAGUCAAUUUUCAGUUGACGCAUCGUUUCUCGACGGCUCAAUGGCUGAUCAAACGUCCGAAUCUAUUGUACAAAAACGUCGUGAUGACAUACAUCAAUGUUUGAUUCAAAUGGAGCUAGCUUCAAAAACUUUGAAAGGACUCUGCCAUCAGUACGAAUCUAGAGAAGUAAGCGGAAAAGUAACACAAGCCUUAGAUAAAGUAAACAUGAUAAUGCAGCAGCUGAAAGUCACUUUGGAGGAAAAAGCUCCGACCGAAGCUAGCAGUACCGAGAGCGUAACUUCUAAUGUCAGCAAUAAUGAUAAUACCGUAAUUGAAAACUCCGAGACUGAUAAAAACACCCAACCCUUUGCCUUCGGUAAGAAAUAUUUUCACGACAGCGCUGCCUCACCCGCAAAGUCUAAUCUGCGAAGCACAUGCCCAUUUCUCAAGAACGAUAAUGCUUCAAGGUCUGUUAGAUUUAAUUUCAAGUGAUAGCGAUUAGGGACCAGUUAAUAUGUUUAUAUUUUAAUUGAAGAUGUAAAAAGUGAGAUGUUUGUCUUAGUGUUAAAGUAGAGCUUUGGGCAGAGAAAAAAUAUGUAUAGAAAUGCGAUGCGUUAAUUAGAGGUACUAAAGAUAAGACUCGUUUUUUAUUUCCAACUUUAGGAUAUAAGCAUCAAGUUUAUUCUAAGUAGAAAAAUGCCAUGACGUUUUACUUAAACGUAUUAUUACUUUUUUAUUUUAUUUUAUAUUUUUGCGAAUCUCGUCUCAGUUCAGUUGGAUAUGUAAUAGAAAUAUUUUGUGUUACGAAGUUCGAAUAUUUCGUAGAACUUUUACUUUCAAAUAUGAAAAUAUUUUUGCAUGCGAACGAUUGUCUAGCAGUAACAAUCAAAAUAAUGCUACUUAAGUAAAUGAAAGUAAAUACUUUUUACAUUGUGACUAAGUAAGGGUAUUUUUAUAUAAACGACAUAUUUAACAAUAAACCUAUUUAUUA
Messenger RNA from Nasonia vitripennis (jewel wasp), 4481 nucleotides. RefSeq names its product kinesin 3C (gene neb). The transcript is spliced from 12 exons. Gene Ontology annotation, biological process: microtubule-based movement. NCBI's taxonomy places the organism in Eukaryota, Metazoa, Arthropoda, Insecta, Hymenoptera, Pteromalidae. The record is from RefSeq and is a predicted model, not a curated record. Gene Ontology annotation, cellular component: microtubule; kinesin complex. Gene Ontology annotation, molecular function: microtubule motor activity; ATP binding; microtubule binding. Bases 344 to 3982 code for a protein of 1212 amino acids.